Molecule: messenger RNA, 507 nt
Organism: Botrytis deweyae
Lineage: Eukaryota; Fungi; Ascomycota; Leotiomycetes; Helotiales; Sclerotiniaceae
Exons: 4
Coding region: 1-507 (168 amino acids)
Source: RefSeq, a predicted model, not a curated record
AUGUAUGGGUUUGUUGAACUUCUUAGAUCCGUCUAUCUUGGGAGCAGCGUACAGUUGCUCCCCGCAUUUCAAUAUACAACUGUUCCACGAUUUAUCGUGGUACAAGUAAACCGUACAGGCUGCUACUCUGCGAGCGCUUCCAGUACAACUGUUUCAAAACUCGUUGUGAUGCAAGUAAACCGUACAGUGUCCAAAGACUUCUGUUCUAUGAAUACUUCCAGUACGACUGUUCCACGAUUUAUCGUGGUGCAAGUAAACCGUACAGGCUGCUACUCUGCGAACGCUUCCAGUACGACUGUAUCACAGCAGGUUUCGAUGCAAGUAAACCGUACAGCCACAAGCUCCGAAUCUCAUCAUUACAGAAAGCCGUGUCUUACCGCAUUGGUUUUACCUGUAGAGAGAAAUGCAAGAAAAUAUGGUCGGAUGGGAUUAUUCCCUGAAAGCCAUAUCGGUAUUCAUUUCACUGACUUGCGUAAGUGUACGUUGACGCUCGAUGGUGAUGGUUGA